AGCGCUCCCAUUAGCGCACCUGCGACCUGCAGACCGGAAACUGACUGGUGAAUUCAGCUUGGAUAAAAACUUUCAGGAUUCAGCCGAACCUCAUGUCAGGAGCUACAUUAGGACUCAAUCCAAAUGCUGACUGAAUAUCUUAUUGUGAGACAUGCAGGAGCAGAGAGGCAGAAAGGUGUUUGAUUUGACUCACCAGGAGAGAAAUCACACGGCUUCCUCUGCAUGUUCAGGCACGUGGAUGCAAAAGAGGAAUAGGUGACAUUUCUGAAAAUGGAGAGCCGGGUCAGAUAUAAACCACAUGUGACUUUCCUGCAGGAACAACCAGGACUGCAGACUGAGGAGGGAGCUUCGCUGGAUCCUCCUCCUUCAGAGAGCUUUACUCCUCUGGAAGUUAUGGCUGAAAUGCUGAAUUCGCCGGGCCUGCUGACUAUGCCCCGGAGCCCCACCUCCAGCGAGGAUGAGAUGGCCCAGAGUUUUUCCGACUACUCCGACGACUGCGCCUCCGACAGCUCCCGAGAAGAGACCAUCUACGAGACGAUAAAGGCCACCGCCGAGCAAUCGCAGAGCCGCAUGGACGACAUCAGCACCAACUCGCUGGUCAUCCGCAUCCUCAUCCCCGACCUGCAGCAGUCGAAAUGCAUGCGGUUCAACCCCAGUGCGACCGUCUGGGUUGCGAAGCAGCGGAUCCUGUGCACGCUUAAUCAGACCCUGAAAGACGUGCUCAACUAUGGGCUUUUCCAGCCGGCCAGCAACGGGAGGGACGGGAAGUUCCUGGAUGAAGAGCGCAUCUUCAGAGAGUACCCCCAGCCAAUUACCAAGGGGGUCCCAUCACUGGAGUUCCGCUACAAGAGCCGAGUCUACAGGCAACCCAAUGUGGACGAGAAACAGAUUGCCAAACUUCACACAAAGGCCAACCUGAGGAAGUUCAUGGACCUCAUCCAACACAAUCAGGUGGACAAAGUGUUGAAGCUGCUGGAGAGAGGCUUCGAUCCAAACUACCAUGACAGUGAGACUGGUGAGAGUCCGCUGACAUUUGCCGCUCACCUGGACAACAUGGUGGAGAUGAUCAAGGUUUUGAAGAACGGAGGCGCUCACCUGGACUUCAGAGCUAAAGACGGCAUGACGGCGCUGCACAAAGCGGCCCGCUCCAAGAACCACGUCACACUCACGACGCUGCUGGAGUUGGGGGCUUCUCCGGACUACAAGGACAGUCGUGGUCUGACUCCUCUGUACCACAGUGUGGUGGUGGGGGGGGACCCCGGCUGCUGCGAGCUGCUGCUCAACCACCACGCCUCCGUCUGCUGCCAGGACGAGAACGGCUGGCACGAAGUUCACCAGGCUUGCCGUCACGGUCAUGUUCAACACCUGGAGCAUCUGCUGUUCUACGGAGCGGACAUGAGCGCCCAGAAUGCAUCAGGAAACUCGGCCCUACACAUCUGUGCCCUAUACAACCAGGAUAACUGUGCCAGAGUGCUGCUUGUUCGCGGAGCCGACAAAGACGUGAAGAACUACAACAGCCAGAGUCCAUUUCAGGUCGCCAUUAUUGCUGGGAACUUUGAGCUUGCAGAACUCGUCAAGAACCACAAAGAGACAGAUAUAGUGCCUUUCCGCGAGGCUCCAGCCUACUCCAAGCGCCGCCGGGGUCAGUCAUCUGGCAGCGGGAACGACCACUCCCCCUCGUCCUUAUCAGCACCGCGGGUCCUCCUGCGCUCCAACAGCGACAACAACCUAAACGUCAGUCAGUACCAGCAGCAGCAGCAGCAGCAGCAGCAGCAGCACGGCUCUCCUGGCACCUGGGCCCCCCACCUGCAGCCCCACCCACAUAGGGGCCCCCAGCAGGGUCCUUCGCAGCCUGGCGCCUCAGCUCUACACCGCAGCCUGUCACCCCAGCUGCUCCAGCAGAUGCCCAGCGGCAGCCCCAAUGGCAACGUGGUGGUGCGGACCAUGGGGAGGGGGGCGAGGAGCCGGUCUCCCUCCCUCAGCCGGCUGGGGGAGGAGGCCCGACGGGGGGUACCAGCACAGAGACAGCCCAGUCCCAGCAGUCACGGCGAGGCGGGCGGCAGCAGGAGGAAGCUGUACAGCGCGGUUCCUGGGAGACAUUUCGUAGUGGUUCGUCCGUACAUCGCUCAGGCCGAGGGAGAGAUCACCCUCUACAAGAGCGACAGGGUCAAAGUUCUGAGCAUCGGAGAGGGGGGUUUCUGGGAGGGCAGCGCCCGCGGACAGGUGGGAUGGUUUCCAGCCGACUGCGUGGAGGAGGUCCCGGCCAAGACCUCUGACGAGAGGAGCUAUUCCCGAGCGGACCGCGCUGACAGGAGGAAACUCUUCAGACAUUACACCGUCGGCUCCUACGACAGCUUCGACGCUUCCAGUGACUGCGUGGUGGACGAAAAGACGGUGGUGCUCCAGAAGAAGGAGAAUGAGGGAUUUGGCUUCGUGCUGCGAGGGGCAAAAGCGGACACGCCCAUCGAGGAGUUCACUCCUACGCCCGCCUUCCCCGCCCUGCAGUACCUGGAGUCGGUGGACGAGGGAGGGGUGGCAUGGCAGGCGGGGCUCCGGACGGGGGAUUUCCUCAUCGAGGUGAACCAGGAGAACGUGGUGAAGGUGGGCCACAGACAGGUGGUUAACAUGAUCCGACACGGGGGGAACCGGCUCCUCAUCAAGGUGGUGACCGUCAGCCGGAACCUGGACCCCGACGACACGGCACGCAAAAAAGCGCCCCCUCCUCCAAAGAGAGCCCCCACCACAGCGCUGUCGAUGCGCUCCAAGUCGAUGACCUCUGAACUGGAGGAACUAGUGGAUAAAGCCACUCUAAGGAAAAAGAAAGGUGAUGCGCAGAAGAAGAGGAUUGUUUUCCAAGUCACUCUAAACAAAGUGGAAGAGAUGACGCACGCCCAGAAGACGUCGCCCGUCGAUAUGAAGAUCGCCACGAUCAAACCACGGCCAUCCAGUCGCUGUUUGGUUACAGCAGCUGAUAUCAAUUCAUUAUAUCAUGACCGCCAGGGAGUAGCAGUGGUGCCACCCACUGUGCCGGGGGCUUUCCUGGGGCUACCUGAGAAGAGCACUUUGAAAAAACAGAAGUCCAUAGGUACAUCGGAGGACGACAAACAUGGAUUCCUCACGCCUCCUUUACUCAAGUUUGCCCGCAGCCUCUCCAUGCCCGACACCUCAGAGGACAUCCCUCCUCCCCCAGCCAUUUCACCCCCUUCGCCACCUGACUUCAACUCUGGUCCGACACCGAAGAGCUACGGCACCACAAGACCAAGCUUCACCCAGAACUCAGCCAAUGCAGUGAAGACCAUUAGCCGAACAACCGACGCCGGUACGUUAAGGCGAGGAUAUUACCGCCAGAGCUCUGAGCAGUUUGACUCACGCAUUCGAGGGCGGACUCCAGUACCGGAGAACCCUUACUCCGAGGUGGGCAAUAAGAACCUGUACGUGCCAGCCAAACCAGCUCGAAGGAAGGGCAUGCUAGUUAAGCAGCACAACGUUGAGGAUAGUCCGGAGAAAAAGUGUCACAUGUCAUCAAACCCAUCGGGCGCACUUUCCAUGCCUACCACGCCUGUGGAACGAACUUGCUCUUCCAUUCCCAUCCCCACCAUCAUCGUCAAGGAGCCCUCCACCAGCAGCAGUGGCAAGAGCAGCCAGGGUAGCAGUAUGGAGAUCGAGCCCACCACCCCCGAACACCCACCCCUCACGCCCGUUGGUGGUUUGCGUCCUGAAGACCCAUCCUUAAGCAACCCCUUUGCAGCAGCGAUUGCCGGGGCAGUACGGGACCGGGAGAAGAGGCUAGAGGCAAAAAAGCACUCAAUUGGCUUCCAGUCAAUAGACAUUGGGGAUGAUGACUUCAGUCCUAUACCGACCCCUCGUCUUCGCCAGUCCAAGUCCAUCGAUGAAGGCAUGUUUAGUGAUGAGAGGCUUCGAAGGAUAUUGGGCCCCCCUGCAGCUGCACAGCUUGGACCCCCUGUCGGGGGAGGUAGUGGCAAUAUGACAGAUUUCAACACUCCUGAGCCAAUAGUGGUUCGGGAGCCUCUAAACACCAGAACAGGCCAGUGUCCCAACCUGGACAGUCCCGUUAGUCUCCCAUCCACUCCUCCUAAGAGCCACUACAGGUCAAACGGGACUUACCUCCAUCCUGUUACCGGCAAGCCCCUGGAUCCUAAUUCCCCUCUUGCUUUGGCCCUGGCAGCUCGUGACAGGGCGAUGAAGGAGCAACAGAACCAUCCUCAGAAUCAGCCAACAAAUCCUCCUCAGGUUCAGCAAACGCCCAAACACGAAGCCCAGUCCCUCCCAAUACAGCCAAGCCACAAACCAGACCUCAACCAACCGCUGUUCAUCGACACCAAACUACGCUCGGGGAUCGAGACAAGCUUCGCCGCAAUCUCAACAGCAACCAUGGGGCGGCCUAGUCGAGGCGGUCUGCGGAGACAGAUGACGGAGCAGAAGUACGAGUCUGAUGGGGCACGGGAAGAACGGCAGCAUCAGGCAGUCGAGGAGAGGAAAAGUGCACCAGCGGAUGUGUCAGAUUCAUCGCAGCCUAAGUCAGCAGGACUGUUGAUGGUCCACACCAGCAAUGAAGCAAGCAACAAGGCAAACCAAGAGGUGGAGGGGCAGGACAGCAACAGGCCAUCCGAGCUGAAAGACCCCAACCAACCCGAUCCUCAAAACGCUACGUCACUGUCCGUCAAUCCCCAACCAUCCUCGUUACGGAGGAGGAGCAUGCCCUUGAAUGAGUCCAUUGACGAACCAGUAAAACUGCCCUUCCGCAUCCCCCCUCCCCCUCUCGCAUCAGUAGACAUCGAUGAGGAAUUUGAAUUCUCGGAGCCCCUCCCACCACCGCUGGAGUUUGCCAACAGUAUCGACAUUCCUGAUGAUCAGGCAAGUGCCAUUGCAGAGAUGAUUCAGCAACAGAGACGGAACGGGGGUCCUAUUCUACCACCAUACCACCCUCACGCCCCGCCACCUGUCACCGAUCAACACAAACGGGUUGCAAACAACAUGCCCCCCUCAUAUCCUCCCCCUCCACCGGAUUUGGAGUCAGGGGUGGGUGACUCGGGCAUCGAAGAGGUAGACAGCCGCAGUAGCGGGGAUCCUCAGCACAUGGAGACCACCAGCACCGUUUCCAGCAUCUCCACCCUGUCGUCAGAGGGGGGCUUCUGCGACAGCGCUCUGGAGAGCCUCUACGCCACCGCAGACGGACACGCCUUCCUGGUGGAUCGGCCCCCUGUGCCACCCAAACCCAAGGGCAAGUCUGUCAUCAACAGAACAUCGCUUUAUCAUGACGCUCUCAUUGAAGAGCCCCCGGAGUCCUAUGGAUCCCCGCCUCAGGCUCCUCCCCCUCCCCCUUCAUCUUCUGAACCUCCUAGGACUCCUACUCAAAGAACAUCCAAACUGUGGGGCGAUCAGCCCCCGGAGCUGCGCAGUCCGCCAUCAACACCAGACUCCAAGAACACCGUUAUCACCGAGCUGAGCUCCAUCCUGCAGCAAAUGAAUCGCGACAGGCCAGCCAAGCCAGGAGAGAGCCUCGACUCCCCCACAGGGACCAGGGGGGGCUUCGGAACAAGGCCUCCGGCAGACGACUCAGGAAUGCGUAACAACGCCGCCGCCCUGGUCUCCACCCCCCCCAGCAGCCUCCCCUCUCAGACGCACCCCUGCAGCCCUCCGGACUCCGGCUCCUCCCUCACCCCCUGCUCGUCCCUGCCUCCCUCCGUGUCGCCCACCCUCACCGACGUCUUCGGCCUGCCUACCCCUCCCAUGGGCAGUGGCGGCGGCUACAGCCUGAGCUCGUCGUGCGGCGGCAGCGGCAGCUCGCGCUCCCCGUCGCCGCUCACCCUCCUGCAGGCCGUGGCGGCGUCGGGGAAGCCCUUCGCCUCCAAACCCAUGGAGCUGUGGAGCAAACACGACGUGGCCGACUGGCUGGAGAGCCUGAACCUGGGGGAGCACCGCGACGCCUUCCUGGACAACGAGAUCGAGGGCGCACACCUGCUGUCGCUGCAGAAGGAGGACCUCAUAGACCUAGGCGUCACCAGGGUGGGACACCGCAUGAACAUCGAGAGGGCCCUGAAGUUGCUGCAGGACAGAUAAGCCCCGAGAGAGAGGGCGGGGAGUCAGGGCUGAGGAGAGGGAGGGAAAGGGGGUCAUCCCCAUCUCUCCGUCUCCAUCUGACAAUAUCUCAAGAGGUUUUGUGCGAGCUGAUGCUGCCUCCCGCUGUCUUUGUCCUCUCUCAUCCUCCCUCGUCUCAGUGCUCUGGUCUUCAUCCUCCCCCUCCACCGUCGCCCCGAGCAUCAGGGGCUCAAGGGGGGGGAGUGAGGGGGGAGAGAAGAGAAACGCUGCUAUGUCACAUCAAGGAGUAGGAAGGACUGACCAGAAAACACAGAAACUAUGGAAUAGUGUCACUCGCUGGAAACAUACCCGUCUGGAAGUUACUUCACACAGACUCGUGCUGACACCCGCUUUGGAAUACUGAAAACUUUUUCCAUCACCCCGGUGUGGGUGCAUGAAACCAGCUGAGCUGGUCGUUGCUCCUUUUCUAUCUUUGCUAGAGUUUGUUCAGAGAUAAUAUUUCUUCACUAGAGUCCAACCGGAGUUAUAUUUCUGGGUGCAUCUAAGGUUGUAGAGAACAAUUUGAAAUAGACUCCAUUUCUUUUUUUGCUUUUCACUUGUUUGUGUCAAAAUAAGAACAUUAGCUGACAUGUUUGAAUAAAUAGUACAUUUCCAUGCACACACACACACACACACACACACACACACACACACACACACACACACACACACACACACACACACACACACACACACACUUUAUGCACAGUGCCACACGCUGACAAACGAAAAUACACACUGUCUUCACACCCUAAGCAUGUACACACACCGUUACUGCGAUGGCCUUCUUCUCCUGAGAGAGAGCAACGCGUGGAGAGAGGUGAAACUCAGCGUACCAGGAAAAACCGAGCGAAGGACACGAGGAACAAGACUGACAGACAAACGGUGUACCGGAAUAAUUCUCACCUUGAAAUGGUUUGUCUGUCCGCAAAGGGCGUCCCUGUCCCUCUUUACCUUCUAGUUUGUGUGUGUGUGUGUAUGAGUGUGUGAGUGUGUCACUGGUUGACCCAAAAUAUCCUGAAGGCCAGUUUAGCUUUUUUCCACAGAUCUCCGCUAUAUAUAGGCCACAGUAUAGAGAAACUAGAGCUGUUUACUUUUCUACUUUACUUUCUUCUCCAUUGUCGAAUCUCCUUCCACUUCACCAUUAGCAGGUCGACACUCACGUGGCCCCGCGGUAACGCUAACGUAUCAAACACCCUGUGUGUAGUGUGGUAGAAGUUGAGGUUUUCUUAGAGAGAGCAUUUAAAGGAACAGUGAGACAUGUGAUAUACGCUUAGUCGCUUUCUUGCCACGAGUUUAUGAGAAGGCUGAACCCAUUGUUGUUUCUGCGCAAUAAACAUGAAGCUAAAGACGAUUAGCUUAGCACAAAGACUAAAAGCAGAUUGACUGAUUGCACCUUCACACGGUUUGAUUGGCGUGUAGAGCUCAAAAGCACCCACUCUUGCUCCCUCUUUCAUAAUGCACAAAUGUCUGCGUGUAUAACAAAUGAUAAUGGCUCCAAUGGGUAUUGAUUGAUAAAACGCUAGCUAACACAUUUGUUUUAAUCAAAAGCUAUAAAAUAUUCAACUGUUUUUUCAAAGUUAUACAUAAUGGUAAAAUGAGGAGUAGUAUUGGACGAAAAGUUAGUUUGAUCUCCCUUGAAAUCGAAUGCAUGGCCACGGAUUUGACUGACACAAACAGGACAACAAAGUCAGGAGCUACAGGGCAUUUCUCCUCUGCUUAAACCAUAUAUCUAAUUGCAAGCAGGUCAACAUAAAAAUAUGUAAUCAAUUUAAAUGUUACACAAUUGACAUCCCAAUUUAACUUAGCUUUACUUUUCUACUAAGUGCUAACUAGCUAUUGUUAGCAUGCUAACACUCUGAGCUAAGUGUUUAAACCAGGUAUACCUGUAAAUACUGAACCCAUUUUUUACAAGCACCAUAUAUUCUGGACAUUAAGACACUAAAAUUGCAUUUAUUAGACGGACAAAUGAGGAUUAAAUUAGCUUUGUCUCGGCCUAUUGCUAGAACUUCAAUAAAUGUUAGCCAAAUCUCAGGCUAACUAACUUUGGUAAUGCUAAAUCUGGCUGUUAGCUGUAAAUAUUUGAUCGUUAGCAAAACAUUUGGAUGAAAAAAGACUUCUCCAAUGUUAUUAUGAGUCAUUUAACCUUUAGGAAAAGCAUUACUGUAGCUGGUACAGCUAAGCUAAGCUAAUCGUCUCUUAGCUCCACUUUCCCAAAAGAUUGAUCUCAUCAAACUCUCAACCAAAAAAUGAACAAGCGUAUCCUUUAUGUCUUACUAUUUAAGGCUGUCAUUCGAUAGCAUUUUAUUGACUUUGAACCCAGUGUUAAACCCUUUGGAGGCCUUUUUAGCUUUCAACUAUUUUAAAUGACACAUAAGCAACCUAAUGAUUAACUCACAGGUUGACAUUUUAAGAGCUAAAACUCCAGUUUUAACAGAUCAACUACUUGUUUUCUAUAUAGCUAAAUGACUACCUGGACAUUUUAUAUAUUGUUGAUUAAAAAAGAGUGAGGAAAAUAAGAAGAGAUGUGUUAGCAUUAAGCUAACUUGAGCUAAACUUCAACUAGAUGCCAAACAAGCAUCCUAAACUGGGAAAAGUCAAAGGGAAAUACUGUCUUAGAUCGAACCAGCCUUCAGAAGAGUGUUCUCAUAUCAUGAAGAACCUAGAUGCAACACCACGUUAACAAAGCUGUUGCAGACAGACGCUUGCGCCCCAACAGAGACAUUUCCUAACAUCAAGUUUUAUUCUUUGGAAGGCAACUUCAAACACAUGACGUGAAAUCUCCCCGAGCUGUAAGAGCAGAUGGAGAUUCUGCGGCUUCAGGGUUAUAUGUGAAAUUACGAUUACACCUAAAUCCUCAUUGCCUCUGUGCCGAACACAAGCAGAGAGCAACCUGACAGAGGCGGCAGAUGUUCAUCAGCCUGAGAUUACAAAGGGAUUGAAAGCGUUUUCUGAUCCGUUGCAGAUGAACUUCAGUCGCUGUAACUUAAGCUUCUCCAAGUCCCUUAUUGUUCUCCGUCUCACUGCAUUGGAGAAGGGAUGUAACUUUACUUUAAGGGUCCAAUUUCAAACAAAAUCAGCAUUUAUAGAGCUGGAAAUGUGUGUGUUUGCUAGCAAAUGGCUGGAGUAGAAGUACAGUAUGUGUUGAAACGUGUAUAUAAGAGUGUUUAACAGGAUAAUAAAAUGUCUAUCUGAUUAUAUGUAUAGCUCUAUUAAAAAGGUUUAGAGUAAAAAAAAAGAAUUCUAUGAAGAUUGAUUUAUAGUUGCCAGAGUUGACCUGGUCUCGCUUGCCCCCCCAUCCUGCAGAGGAUGCCUUAAAUACGCUCACAACCCCCCCUCCCCCCCUCCUCACUGUACCUGCACCACUGUCCAGUGUAUAGCUCCAUAAGGAAAAAGGAGCUUGUGUUUUUAUCUCAAAGUAGAUUCUUUCAGAGCACACCUCACGUGUGGUUCGAUAUGUGCUCGACAGUAACCCAACGUCUGAAAAAAACAACUAUAUUGUUUUAGAAGUUCGCCCUUAUUUGGUUUCAUAUCACACUUUUGGAGGAGACAAUGAGACAUACACAAGCUCUGUGUUCUGUGAACAUUAGCACGGGACAAUGCUGCUAUAAUCCUGUUCCUGUUUGAACAUGUAACUUAUUUUAAGAGCAAACAGCGACGUGUCGACGGGGGAAGAAAAGCACAGUAUUUUUAAAGAUUUGUAUAGAGUUCUAUGACAUUUUAUAGAGGUUAUCUGAACAAAAACUGUUCAACACUGACGCGUGGAUUGCCAAAAAAAAUACCAUAUAGAUAAAAAACGUGGAUAUUAUUAAUAUUAUUAUUAUUAGACUUAUGGGUUAUGUAAGAAGCAAUAUUUAUUUGAAUGAAUCUCCUUGGUUGUGUUUUUUUCCCAUUUUAAAGUUGCAUAUCAUGAUCAGUUGUCAGUGUUUUAAUGAAUGAAGUGAUGACGUAGGUAGAUUCUUAAAGGGGACGUAUCAAGCUCCUCUUCAGGUUGAGAUUCAUAAUUUGGGUUUCUAUUAUUUCUCAUACCUGAAGUCUGAAAUAACCGUAUCCACUUCCUGUUUGAAACCAACAUUUUAGCAGCUGUCUCUUUAAGAACACCUCCCUCCUAAAAACCACAUGUUCUGAUUGGCUCACAAGGAAAUUGGCAAAUAAGUGGGUGGAGCUUAAGGGUGGUCAAUUCUGCAUGUGAGGUUUUCUGACCAAAAAUGCAGUGGUGGAAAUUAUAAUUGUACCUAAUUAUAUUUCAUUUAUAGUUGACUUAUUUCCAAUUCCUACUACUUUAUAAUUGAAUUGAUUAAAAAUGUAUUUUCAUUAAUUGAACUCCAUAACAUUUUAUAACCACUUUUACUUCUCUGAAUCUAUUUGAUGAGAUUAAUUAAGAAUCAGAUAAAUAAAACAAAAUAAACAUAAUGAAUUCAGUGAUUUAUUCAUAUGAAAUUAUGCAUUUUUUCGGUCCCUUGUUGAAAUUCAAAAGCAAAAAGUAUGCUUUUUAUAAGUAUCUUUACCAGAUGCAUCAGUAAAGUUAUAAACCAAUUAAUGCAUCAAUAAUUACAUUUGGAAAUGGACCAUAUUUACUAUGUACAUGUGGAUGCAAAUAUUUUUCUAUGUGAAAGUACAAUACUUAUUUUUAUUUGAUCAUUUUAAUUCAGAUUUAGAUAAAUAACAAUACAAACACAUAUUUAUACUGCCUAUGUAAGCUAUGUUGUUUAUUUAAGAUUCAGAUAAAUAACAUGCCCAGUGAAACCAUAUUUUAAUACUGAAAGUCCUCCGAUUAAAUUAACAAUCUACUUUGCUGUAAAACAAUCAGAAACACUAAUGCUUCACCUACAGUUUGAUGCCAACAUGUGUGUAUAAUGUACACUGCAGGACUUGUGUUUAUACAUUGCAGUAAUACUCGUUAAGUAAAAGUUCUCAGUACUUAACCGUCCACUGCCCAAACCUACGUGCACAAGUAUUAAGAAGUGAGUUUAGCAUGAUACGUCCCCUGUAAGAUAUUUUUGGGAUGAUAAAGUGAAUAUUAAUCCAGGUAUCUUCGGACAGACAUCUGCCUGACUUCUCUCACCCCCCUCCUGAAUUAAGAGUGUGUGUUAAAAAAAAAAGUGUACAUUAUUUUAAAGUAUAUGAGCAGGCCAUCUUGUUAGGAAAUUAUAUGAAAUUUAUAUAUAUGUAUACAUACAUGAAUCCACCAAAAAGACUAGUGGUGGCUGAGUAGAUGUAGUGAGAAUCUUUAAAAAGCUUCACCACUUCACCCCACCCUCCCCCCCCUCAAAACACUGAUCCCACCUUCAUCAUCGUCCAACAUCUGGGGUUUUAUUCUUUCUUGAUUUCCUCAUGAAUAGAUUUUAUUCUUUGAUUAAGUCUUCAUAGAGGCUAAGAUUUCUUCGGUAAUUUGUGCAGAGACUUGUGUUCAUGUUUUCUAUGUUGCUGUAAUUUUGUGCUACUGAAUCAUCAUAGAGUCAAACUAAUUACUGAUGAAGAAGAGAGAGAGUUUUCCUGUAACUGCACUCUUCCCCCCCCCUCUCCCAACCCCUCAAAUCCUCGAGACUUCUUGUAUGGCAACCAAAAUUCAC
Messenger RNA from Eleginops maclovinus (Patagonian blennie), 11672 nucleotides. It is a transcript of the gene shank2a, whose product is annotated as SH3 and multiple ankyrin repeat domains 2a. Gene Ontology annotation, cellular component: postsynaptic membrane; dendritic spine; postsynaptic density. The record is from RefSeq and is a predicted model, not a curated record. NCBI's taxonomy places the organism in Eukaryota, Metazoa, Chordata, Actinopteri, Perciformes, Eleginopidae. Gene Ontology annotation, molecular function: synaptic receptor adaptor activity; ionotropic glutamate receptor binding.